Messenger RNA from Dermacentor silvarum, 2545 nucleotides. RefSeq lists its product as uncharacterized. Lineage: Eukaryota; Metazoa; Arthropoda; Arachnida; Ixodida; Ixodidae. The transcript is spliced from 7 exons. The coding region runs from base 179 to 2545 and encodes 788 amino acids. Gene Ontology annotation, biological process: protein processing. Gene Ontology annotation, molecular function: metalloendopeptidase activity. Gene Ontology annotation, cellular component: plasma membrane. The record is from RefSeq and is a predicted model, not a curated record.
CACGUUCUUGCUUCGCGAGGCCAUUAGAGCUACUGGUGGUGCUGCUGCUGCAAGUGCGAAAAACGUUCCCGGCUGAAGCUGUCAUUGGCCCAUCGAGCUACAAUAGACCACCCAGUGCCAGCCUUUCCAUUUCGAAAUAUCGACUCCUAGUUGGCGUUCGUCUUUAGUAAUAGACGAGAUGACUACUGACGAAGGAAGUAUUCUUGCCAAGACCGUUCAGCCACCGGCGAAUGGCUCCGCAAUCCUGACGAAACAGACCAGUUCGGUGAAAUCCAGGAAGUCCGCAACCCCCAAAAUUGAGAAAAGUGCCUCCCACCUCGAGCUCGCCUCAGACAACGAGCCGGCACCCAAGACCACCAUUCAGGGCGCGCCCCCCUUGAAGAUUGCAGCCACAGCGCCUCCGCCUGCAGGCGCCGUGACGAGUGACUUGUCUAGCGGUCCCAAGGGAACCACGGGUGCGGGAGACAAGUUAAAGGCGCUGUUCGGCGACAAGGACCAGCGCGGGUACGACAAGACGCCUGCACGCCCUGGUGCAUUCGCCGGCGUGCUGAUAGGCUUGUUCUGUUCGCUCGUCGGAUUCGCCAUGCUCGCUUUCGCCAUGGCCAUCUCGCGGCGCGCGGAGGAAGUCGCCGACGCGUCACUGCCCUGCGAAACCGAGCAGUGUCACGAGGCGCUCAAGCUGCUCGACACGUCUGGGAACUUGACAGUGGACCCAUGUCAUGACUUCUAUGACUACGUUUGCUACCGAUGGACGCAGAACGGCAGUUUCAUGGGAGAGAUCAUGGAGAAUUUUUAUUCCCUCCUGGACAGCAUUAUCAUGCCAGGGGAACUGCCUUACCCGGACGCCUAUGGAUCCCACAUUUUCUUCCACACAUACAGGGCUUGCAUUAGUUUUAUGAACAACAGUCAAGAUACUACGGUUCUGGCAUCCGUUCUUCCACGUUUGCAAAAGCAUGCCAGUAGCCUGCACAACAUACCUCAGCGUGAUUUGAUUAUGGCCAUAGCGACACUGUCGGCAGUGAACGGCAUCGACGUCCUCUUUGGCAUCGGGCUUGAAUUAUACGAGAAAAACACGUACCCUGCCCUUACGAGUGGACGUUCAAUUAGAAAAGCAUUCGAAGGCCUUCCCAAUUUCGAAAGUCACCUGGAAGAAGCUCUCGCAAAGAUGGUUACGAACGCACCCGCGAAAAACUUGGUUGGUGACAUCCUGAAACUCGACGACAUCGUGAACGCUGCCUUUGAAAACGACUCUGACACGAGGCUGCUCAAUUUGAGCUCGAUUACCGAGGUAGCUCGAGAAUUUGGGCAAGCCGAUUGGUCAUCUCUGUUUCAGAAGCACCUGCGUGUGCCUCGAGCAGAAGGGUUCCUCUGGACUGGCCAGAACCAGGUAGAGAACAUCCUGAGAGUCAUAAGUAGUAAUACAACGAGCGAGACAGUGCGAGCCUAUCUGUCACUACAGGUAGCCGCGGAGUUUCUUGCUCUCUACUUCAAGAGUAGGCUCUCAAGCGUGGACACCACCGAGCUGGAAACUCGCAAGACCUGCCUGAAGACAGCGUGUCGUGUCGCCAGUCACGCCUGCUCGUACCAAAUCAGCCGCCUGCUGGGCCUGCCCCCCAUCGCCGAAGGAGACACGCAAGUGCUGCUCGACGCGGUCGUCGACGCGUUCUCCAAGAACCAGGGCUUGGUCCCGUGGAUCGACAGCCGCCGUUGGGUCACCCUGAUAGCAACGUUCAGGAACACGACCGUGACGCUUCCUCACCGGCUCGUCAGACAGCUCACUGACCGCAGCACGCCAGUCUACCCCAACAUCAGCGAGUGGUCCGGUGACUUCCUGAACGAGCACCUGACCUUGAUGGGAGACCACAAGACGGCGUCCGUAACUUACCCGCUGCCUGUUGGCAUGGAACUGCUGGCCGAGCGGCAAAUCGAAGGUGCCUUCACUUUCAGCGAGCUGCUCAACAGUGUCGUUCUUUCGGGUGCUCUCAUCAGUGCCCCGGUACUGUACUCCGCCACGAUGCCAAGAGAAUUCAACUUCGGAACAAUCGGUUCCCUUCUGGCUCGUGAGAUCGCGCACGUCAUCACUCCAGCGAGCAGUAAAGAAUGGUGGGACGAGCGUUCGCAGGAAGGCUUCCGAGAAGGCACCGAGUGCCUUCGCCAAGUUCACAGCUCUUUCAACGGACAUUCUUCGGGCUGGAACGUUGCCACUGCCUCGAAGUUGUUCGCUUUGACCAUGGCGGCGAGGACUGCGAUGGAUGCGCUACUCAGCGGUGCUGGCGGUAUUGGCGGUGCCCCUGUGCCCGGCUUCCAGCAGCCCCAGACAAGUACCGAUGCCAUGAGGACGUUCUUCCGGCGCUUCUGCUUGCUGUCGUGCGGUCACGACGAGCUCCACCUGUCAGCGCGCAGCCUCUGCAUGAUCCCGCUGAUGGGGAUGCCGGAGUUCGCGGGCGCAUUCCGCUGCCCUCGUGGCACGGUAAUGAACCCCAACGACAGCUGCGCUCUAAGACUCCCUGAGCAGCGAGAUUUGGAGCGUACCAGAAAAUUUUGA